Messenger RNA from Aureobasidium subglaciale EXF-2481, 1458 nucleotides. RefSeq lists its product as uncharacterized. NCBI's taxonomy places the organism in Eukaryota, Fungi, Ascomycota, Dothideomycetes, Dothideales, Saccotheciaceae. Gene Ontology annotation, molecular function: N-acetyltransferase activity. The transcript has 2 exons. The coding region runs from base 1 to 1458 and encodes 485 amino acids. The record is from RefSeq and is a predicted model, not a curated record.
AUGGAACAGCUGAGGAAAGCUGGCCCCAAUGAGCGAAGAUGUAUCGUUCGUCAAGCACUAGGUUAUUAUCGUACGCUCGUGGUAGGAGGAAUCUACACUCUUGAGGGACCGUCCGACGAUCUUCCACUACGAAGCGUACUCACGAAAGCACUGAAGCAUUGCGUUGCUCUACAUCCCAUUCUUUCUGCCUGUAUACUCGGAGAGGAGACAGAAGCUCCGUGCUUCGCUAGACCCGCUAUCUUGAUUUUGGACGAUCACAUUGAGAUACUAGACGCUCAGCUUUCUCGAAAUGUGUCUGAGGAAAAACGAUUGAUUAAGCUUGUCUUGGCUCAAACCAAUGAUCACGUAUUCACCGAUUGCGACCGUGUCCCUCCAUGGAAGAUAUUCGUGUUACCAUUGUUGGCCGAGGAUCAACGAGGGACGAGUAGAUAUCUCCUGUUUUUUGGUUAUUAUCAUUCGCAUGGAGACGGCAAAUCAGGAUUGGCUUUUCACAAGACUCUCAUCCAAGGGUUGAGGAACGUUCAUCGUAACGACUCUCCGUAUGAUGACGACCCUAAGCUCACGAGCCCUAAAACACCCCUGUUACCGACACUCGAGAUGGCAGGUCGGUUGCCUAUCUCCUGGACCUAUCUACUGUCACCACUAUUGGGAGCUUAUCUUCCAUCCUUUAUCGCAAGUGCCCUUGGUAUACGCGCAUCAGCAACCCCGGCAGCUGAUGAUCAAUGGGUGGGCCGUGAUACGUUCUUCAAUGCUCACGAUUAUCGGACCCGACUUGAGAUCAUCUCCAUUGACAAGGCCCAUGUCCAGAAGAUCCUUCAAGCAUGCCGAAAACACGAUGUCAAGUUCACAGGGUUCCUGCAUCAAGUAAUAGUGCAGGCCCUGAGCAAAGAGCUACCCGAGGAGAGGGCAGGGUGUUUUGUCUCGCAGACUGCUGUUGAUUUGCGCUCUCAUUUGAAUGGCAUAUCCGACGAUGAUAUGGCGCUUUGUCCUACAGCAUAUUAUGAGCUGUUCGCUAGGACAGCCGAGAUGUCGACCUCAAAGUCAGAUGGCUUUUGGAGCGCUGCACGUUCUACGACGAAGCGUCUGGCACAAUGUGCCAGCACACUGAAUGACCAGCCGGUCGGACUCCUGGCGUAUCUUCGCAACAUGUAUCCAUGGACUAGAGGACAAGUCGGCAAACGCAGAGAGUGUUCAUACGAACUCAGCAACAUCAUGUCCUUCAACCCCGGAUCUCCCAAACCUGAGAAAGGAUGGAAUAUCGAAUCUAUGAUUUUCAGUCAGCCCGCAAACAUCACAUCGGGUUGCUUGAACUUCAAUAUUGUAUCCAUGUAUCACGGAAAUCUUAGCAUCGUCAUCUCGUGGCAAGGGGGCGCGCUAGACGUCCAGGACGAGCAUGUCUUUGCCGAGAACCUGGGCGCAUUCAUCGCACAGUCCCUAGGAUCAGUCGAUGAAUCAUGA